AUGGCAACCAACGGGAACUCCAACGGCAGCACGUCGAGGACGCCUCUUCGCCAUGGUAUCUACGCGCCGACGAUGACCUUCUUCAACCAGGAGACCGAGGAUGUGGAUGUCGCUACCGUCAAGAAGCAUGCCGUGCGCCUGGCAGAGGCUGGACUUGUCGGUCUUGUCACCAUGGGCUCGAAUGGCGAGGCAGUCCAUAUGUCUCGAGAGGAGAAAACGCUCGUGACACGGGCUACUCGCGAGGCACUAAACGAGGCUGGCUUUCACAAUGUCCCUGUCAUCGCUGGCUGCUCCGAGUCCAGCGUGAGAUUGACGGUCGAGCUGUGUAAAGAGGCGGCUGCUGCUGGCGCCGAAUAUUGUCUUCUCUUGCCUCCUUCGUACUACCGCGCGCUGGUCAACGAAGCUAUGUUGUUUGACUACUUCACGAACGUUGCAUCGCAAAGCCCGCUACCUAUCAUCCUCUACAACUACCCAGGCGCAGUCUCAGGUGUAGACAUGGACUCCGACUUCAUGAUUCGUCUCGUCGAAGCUACCAAUGGCAAAGUCUGCGGAGCAAAGUUCACUUGCGGCUCGACUGGCAAGCUUCACAGAGUGGCUACUGCAACUAAGGCCUGCUCGGUGAAGGGCGAGGGAAGUGGCUGGAUGGCUUUCGGUGGUAUUGCCGACUUUACUAUCCAGACUGCUGUUUCGGAGGGAUCAGGCAUGAUCGUGGGAACAGCCAACGUUGCACCAAAGCUGUGUGUGAAAGUCUGGAACCUCUGGGCUUCCGGACAGUACGACAAGGCUCAAGAGCUGCAAAAGGUGCUGGGCCGAUGUGACUGGGUUCUCACAAAGUCGUCGAUUGCGGGCACGAAGGCGGCGAUCGAGAUGGAGUUUGGCUAUGGUGGAUACCCACGACGUCCGCUGCAGAGGAUCAGCGAAGAUGAUAAGAAGAAGAUCAAGGAGGGUAUUGCUGAGGCUAUGAAGUUGGAGCAAGGUUUGUAG
Molecule: messenger RNA, 984 nt
Organism: Saxophila tyrrhenica
Lineage: Eukaryota; Fungi; Ascomycota; Dothideomycetes; Mycosphaerellales; Extremaceae
Gene: LGA1
Product: L-threo-3-deoxy-hexylosonate aldolase
Exons: 3
Coding region: 1-984 (327 amino acids)
Molecular function (GO): 4-hydroxy-tetrahydrodipicolinate synthase activity
Source: RefSeq, a predicted model, not a curated record